This is a messenger RNA of Nematocida ausubeli, 1905 nucleotides long. RefSeq lists its product as uncharacterized. The transcript has a single exon. Gene Ontology annotation, cellular component: exocyst. The record is from RefSeq and is a predicted model, not a curated record. The coding region runs from base 1 to 1905 and encodes 634 amino acids. Gene Ontology annotation, molecular function: SNARE binding. NCBI's taxonomy places the organism in Eukaryota, Fungi, Microsporidia. Gene Ontology annotation, biological process: exocyst localization; exocytosis.
AUGCAGAGAGGACCACUUCAAAGCCUAAUAAAAGAGACAGAAACAAUAAAAAAUGCCCUCUCAAAAAUAAAGACUCACAUGUCACAGGCCAAGGAAUCAUUCCAGUCAAUUGGAGAGGACUUGUCUUCAUUGGAGACCUUUAAAAAUGACAGCCUUGUAAGAACUUCGUCAACUGUGCACAUGAAUAUAGAGCAAACAAGAAGGCUACUUCGUGAAGUGAAGGUGUUCAGCACAAAGUAUGCACAGCUUAUGAAGGAAAUGAAGAAGUGCACAGAAAGCAUUAGCACAGAGAGCCUCCUAACAAUAUACACGGAGAUAAAAGGAAUGAUUGGCCUCAAAAGCACAACUGCUGAGAUAUCAGAGAAGGUGUCCACGCUAGAAAAGCACUUUGAAAUUCUUAUCCUCACAAUAAUUGACUCUCUUCCGGAAAUAGUUGAAAAAGACGGCGCCAUAUCGUACAUGAAGAUUGUAAAGGUUUCUUUAAACGAGUCGUCUGCAUGCGAGAAAAGCGCAAAGAACUUACUUGGACUCUUGCCCAGCGGAGUAGAAAGAGCCAGCAGCAGUAGUCGGCUUGACUGCAGCUUAGACCGGAAUAGAGUAUUUGAAGUAUUUUUAGACUCUGUGAGCAGAAGAUUUACAGAGCACCUGCAUGUUGACAGCCUAAUUGGAACAGAUGAUCUUUCUUUUGUGCUGAACGAUCUAAAGGCUCUAAAAAAGACCGAGCAGCUAGCAAUUCCUUCAAAGUACAAAAUAUUCUCAUUCGCGUCAAUUCAGUAUCACAGAAUGCUUUAUGAAUACCUGGAGAAUAACACAAACAAAUUUGACCCAAAUGAAUCCAUAGGAAUUCUUCUCUGGUGCAAGCAUUAUUAUGCAGAAAUGGAGAAUCUUGGACGAAUGAAGAGCUCUCUUGGUCCUGUUUUGUUCUCUGGGAAAGAAGGAGCACUAGUAGACAAGUACGUGCAUGUUGCUGAGAAUAAGCUAUCUGAAUGGAUAGGGAAUUUGGCAAAAAUGGAAAGCAAGCGGUUUAGAGAGAGAAAGAAAGCCCCCGAUCUAGACAGCGACAAUAAGUUCAUAAGCAUUGGAUUUAUGGAUCUUCUUCACAUUAUUCGCCAGCAGCUGGAUCCCAUGUAUGCGCACCCUGUGAUAUUUAAGCGGGUUUCAACCCACAUACUGCAGUGCGUGAAGAAGUUCAAAGAAGUGCUAAUGCUGGCUGUUGUGGAGGAGCUGGAUCUGGUGCUGAAGGACAAGGCGCACAAUGGGUUUGAAGAGUACUGCAUUGCCUUGUCAAAUAGUGGAUUGAAGUUCAUGGACUGUCUGCACACGCUUCCCUUCUACAACGACCCAAACAUCCAGUCUAUUAGUGAAGUGUUUUAUGACUGUAUGGUAGUUUCAAAUGAUGCGCUUAUUAGGAAUAUCCUAUUUGUUGUCUCCCCAGCAAGCGAGUGCAUUUUUACUGAGAAGUGGAUAUCAGAGCCUGCAACACAGACAAUUAUCACGACUUACAAUGACUACCUGUCAGACUACAAGGAAAGCAUGAUAGACUACUCAUUUGCCUUAUUUGUAACCACUCUUUUAAAUAACACAAUAGACAUGUACUUUGACAAGCUGGUAAAAAAAAGAGCUGUUUUCAGAAAGGAGCACCUGUCCAUUGUGGCCACCGACAGAAAGAGAUACAGAGAAUUCUUCUCAAACUACCUCUCUAAGAAUGCCCUUAAAGAAACGCUUAAGCGCAUGGACUACUUCAUUUCGAUCACGUCCUCUGACAAUAUAAGCGUGUGCACAUCAGAGGUAAAGCUCUAUCUGAAAGAGUUUCCAGAGGAGCCAAAGGACAGGCUCAUUAAAGUACUUAGAAAAAUGCCAGGUGGAAGCAAAGACUUUAGCAAAGAGGUUAUGGAUAGAAUAUAA